AUGGACAAAAUUUCUGAAAUAAACAAUAAAAAUUUAUCUGAAAAUGAUAAUAAUAAUACAGAUCAAUAUGAAAUUUUCAAUUUUCCACAAGAAUUAGAACAAUCAAUUAACAAAAUACUCAAGUAUAAUGAUCCUUUGGAUGGAAGUGAUUUUAAUCCGAUAGAGUAUAUUAAUCAAAUCAUUCCAAAUGAACAUUCAUUGGCAUCAAUUGAUGUUACUACAAAAAAGCUUCAAUUAAAAAUGCGUCAAAUAGAGGGUGAGAUUAGAGAACUUACAAGAUUACAAGUCGAUGAUCAACAAGGAGUUGAAGAAGUCGAACAAGCAAAAAAAGAAAUCGAGGAACUUUUUGAACGGAUAAGGCAAAUACGCGAUAAAGCAGCUCAAUCAGUAGUUAUGGUACAAGAAAUAACUCAAGAUAUAAAAUCUCUUGAUUAUGCAAAAAAACACUUGACAUUGUCCAUCACUGCUCUAAAAAGAUUACAAAUGCUCGUAACUGCUGUUGAUCAAUUAAAAAUUAUGGCAGAAAUGAAACAAUAUAAAGAGACAUCACAACUAUUGCAGGCAGUUUUACAGCUUGCGGCAUUCUUUAAAAAAUAUAGAAAUAUUCAACAAAUUGCUGUAUUAUUAUCAACAAUAAAUACAUUUCAAAACGAUUUAAAAAAACAAAUAUUUAAUGAUUUUGAAUCGAGUUUUGGAACAGACGGGUUAUUGAAUGUUCAGACAGCACCACUCGAUGAAGCAUGUAUGGUAUUGGAUAUUAUAGGACAAGAUGUUAGAAAUCAGAUGAUUAAUUGGUAUUGUGAUAGACAAUUAAACGAUUAUAAAAGAAAAUUUAAAGGAAUCGAAGAGGCAAUUUUAAAAAACUAUGAUGAAGAACAUGCAAAUAUAUUUCCACAACACUGGAGAUUAAGUGAGGUACUUUGUGGUAAAUUUUGUGAUAUAACGAAGGAAGACUUGGCUAAAAUAUUGGCCAAGAUUGGAAAUGAAUUGGACGUGAAAACAUUAUUGAAAAAUUUGCAAAUGACUUUGGAAUUUGAAAAUCAACUAACUAAAAGAUUUAGUUUUUUGGAUAAGCCAAAGUUAUCAAAGACAUCAAAAGCGCAAAGUUCAGAUAAUGGUCAAAGAUAUAUCUUUAAUAAAAGUAUAUCUGUAAGUUAUGAACCAUAUUUAGGUUUAUACAUUGAAUCCGAAGACAAAACAAUAUCAAAUAUGAUUAGUUCAUACAUUACUGAGCCAAUCCCAGAUGAUGACACUUCAGUAUCAGUUCUACAAUCCAGCAUAGAUUUAUUUAUAUUUUACAAAGAAUCAUUGGAGAACUGUUCGAAAUUAUCAACCAGGAAGCCGUUAUACGAUUUAUUUACCAAAUUUGCUAAAUAUUUAAGAGUUUAUGCAAAUGAUGUGUUAAUUGGAAGGUUACCAAGAGAGGAAAAACGAGCAAUGUCAAAAGAUGAAUUGAAGUUGAUUUGUUAUAUUAUAAACACAGCAGAUUAUUGUUGUGUUACUACUUCACAGCUUGAAGAUAAAUUAAUAGAAAAAAUUGAAGAAUUCAAAGAAAAAAUUAGUUUGGAUGCAGAACGGGAUUAUUUUUCACAUGUUGUAGUAACGGCUAUUAAAACGUUAAUACGGGGUAUAGAAUUAUGUUAUGAACCAGCACUUGUAUCAAUGACCAAAAUACACUGGGGUACUUUGGAGUCAGUUGGAGAUCAAUCGGAAUACGUUACUAUGUUUCAAACAACUUUGAAAUCUUGUGUUGUUAGUGCACACAAAGAUAUUACAAAUGAUAAAUACUAUGAAAGUUUUUGCGAUAAAUUCGUCGAAUCAUUUGUUUCAAAAUUAAUAAGUAAUUUAUCAAAAUGUAAACCUAUUUCAGAAGUUGGCGCUGAACAGAUGUUGUUGGAUAUCCACGCAUUAAAAACAACAUUAUUGGAAAUGCCUACAAUGGGCAAAGAAAAUAUACCACCACCUUCUUCCACGUUUAUAAGAAUGGUUAAUAAAGGGAUUGGCAAAAUGGAAGCCAUAUUAAAAGUUAUACUUACACCACAUGAUCCACCUGAUGGGUUAACAGGAAAUUAUUUCUUAUUAAUAGGAGAUAAGAACUUGAACAAUUUCCAAAAAAUUUUAGAAUUAAAGGGAAUAAAAAAACCAGAUCAGCAACAUAUAAUUGAAAUAUUUCAACAACUUGAUGAUAUCGCUGAUGGUAGUAGUGGCGGUGGCGGAGGUAGCAAUAAAAGUACUAUUUCUGCUAAUAAAUUUAAUGAAAGUGUUCGAAAAGUUUUAAAUGCUAGUUGGAGAAGAAAAGAUAAUGCUGGCGGGGAAGGAAACAAAAAAGACGAAGAAAAAUUGUGA
Molecule: messenger RNA, 2346 nt
Organism: Entrophospora candida
Lineage: Eukaryota; Fungi; Glomeromycota; Glomeromycetes; Entrophosporales; Entrophosporaceae
Source: the annotation of a GenBank genome assembly